CAGUCCCCUGAUUGGAGCAGCGAGGCUGGGGAAGCUUUGCCUCGUUAGGCUGCUCCUGGAGAGGGGUGUUACGGAGUCUAGUUGAUAGGCAAUCGACUAGCCGGACUGUUCCCAGGGACUCCAGUUGUAGCCAUUCGUACAAGGCACAAACAAGGCUAUUGAACCUGACAUUGGUGUCUGUCGUUAUUCCUUUAUCUAACAUAUCAUACUGAAACAUGGUAUCAGAAGUGGCUCGGAAAACACACGUUUGUUAUUUUUGUAGCUAAGUACAGUAUAGGCGCAGUUACGUUCCAUAUGCGAACACACGCCGUUUCCUAGUCACAACACUGAUCAACUCGUUGUUAGCUGGCUAGCUAGCAUCACUACCUACGUCGAUGACUGAAGGCAAAGAAAUCUCAUAUUCCAUUGCUAUGGCAGCGAACAUUCCGCCACCAAAUCCCAUGGUUCUCACAGGGGACUGGAAUACUAAUUGGGACAACUUUAGGGAUGAAUUCGAGGACUAUGCGCUGGCGACCGGUCUACAUGAGAAACCCAACGAGGUACAAGCGGCAACUCUGAGGAGUUUAAUGGGCAGCGAAUGCAGGCAUAUCUAUCGGCACAAUCUCACCCUCACAGCACGUCUACAGUGUGAUGCAAAGGCUAUAUUGGAUGCAUUGGAGAAUUACUUCAAACCCGCCAGAAACGUAAUUUAUGAGCGGUUCGUUUUCGGAAGCUGUAAACAGGAAGAGGGGGGUGCCCAGGUCAACGAGAGAAACCCAGGAGGAGAGACUCCUCUCCUGGCCUUGUGUAAAGCCCUGAGACGGGAACCCACUGGACCUGGAACCCUGAAACUGCUCAGAUACCUACUAGACAACCAGGCAGACCCUAAUGCCCAGGACCGGUCAGGCCGUACAGCUCUGAUGUAUUCCUGUAUGGAGAGGGCUGGAGCUCAGCUAGCCUCUACUCUCCUCUCAGCUGGAUCUGACCCCAGUAUGGCGGACUACUCUGGAGCUUCAGCUAUGGUCUACACUAUCAAUGCACAGCACCAGCCUACACUACAGGUCAGCAGGGAGGAGGGGUGUGUGUGUGUGGAUGUGUUUAACUUUACUUGGUGGGACCAGAACAGAGGAGAUGAGGGAGAGGAGGAAAGGAGGAGCGGGAGUGAGACCCUAUGUUAGCUGUUGUGGUGUGAUAUGUGUAGUUACUUGUAAUAACCUCUAGAGCAUGCUGGACACUUAUUUAGUGCUUGCUGACCUGAAUGUGUGGAUACAUAUCAACAGUCUAAAGCCGUAAUCUCCAAUCCAAAUAAUUUGUUGGAAUCAUUUGUUUAUUAGAUAUUUCCUAUUUAUACUGUAUGGAUAAUAAAACCCAUCCUUUAUUCAGUUGUGGUGUAGCUUUUCCCCCCAUUCCCACACUGAAAGUUGUCACUGAACUUUAGUCUGUCUUGCUUUAUGAUAGUUAAAUGUGACUAUCAUUUGCUAGAGGGGAAUAUGCUAGAGGGGAAUAUGCUAGAGGGGAAUAUGCUAGAGGGGAAUAUGCUAGAGGGGAAUAUGCUAGAGGGGAAUAUGCUAGAGGGGAAUAUGCUAGAGGGGAAUAUGCUAGAGGGGAAUAUGCUAGAGGGGAAUAUGCUAGAGGGGAAUAUGCUAGAGGGGAAUAUGCUAGAGGGGAAUAUGCUAGAGGGGAAUAUGCUAGAGGGGAAUAUGCUAGAGGGGAAUAUGCUAGAGGGGAAUAUGC
This is a messenger RNA of Oncorhynchus tshawytscha (Chinook salmon), 1713 nucleotides long. RefSeq lists its product as uncharacterized. Gene Ontology annotation, molecular function: protein binding. Lineage: Eukaryota; Metazoa; Chordata; Actinopteri; Salmoniformes; Salmonidae. The coding region runs from base 375 to 1157 and encodes 260 amino acids. The record is from RefSeq and is a predicted model, not a curated record. The transcript is spliced from 3 exons.